UGUUUUUUUCCUCCUCCUCAUCUCCCAAGCAGGCGGCGGCUUGCGGUGUUGCGUUUGAGGCUGCUCGGCUCCUUUUUCACGGACACUUUUUGAUGGGAUCCGUUGUUCUACCCGCUUCGUCGGACACACACAUUACGUUUAAAUAGUCAUCGAAUAAAAACGAGACAGAGGGAGAGAAAAAAAAGAGAGAGUCUGGCGCAGGGCGGGCCAAGAUGGUUGACCGCCUGGCCAACAGCGAGGCCAACUCCAAGCGCAUCUCGGUCGUGGAGGGCUGCUUCGGGGCGGCAGGCCAGCCCCUGGCCAUCCCGGGCCGCGUCCUGAUCGGCGAGGGCGUCCUCACCAAGCUGUGCCGCAAGAAGCCCAAGGCGCGCCAGUUCUUCCUCUUCAACGACAUCCUGGUCUACGGCAACAUCGUGCUGCAGAAGAAAAAGUACAACAAGCAGCACAUCAUCCCGUUAGAGAGCGUCACCAUCGACACGGUGCCCGACGAGGGCGAGCUGCGCAACGGCUGGCUCAUCAAGACACCCACCAAGUCCUUCGCCGUCUACGCCGCCACCGCCACCGAGAAGUCCGAGUGGAUGAACCACAUCAGCAAGUGCGUCCAGGAGCUGCUCCAGAAGAGCGGGAAGGCGCCGGCCGGCGAGCACGCCGCCGUCUGGGUGCCCGACUCGGAGGCGGCCGUCUGCAUGCGCUGCCAGAAGGUCAAGUUCACGCCCGUCAGCCGCCGCCACCACUGCCGCAAGUGCGGCUUUGUGGUGUGCGGGCCCUGCUCUGAGAAGAAGUACCUGCUGCCCAGCCAGUCGUCCAAACCCGUGCGGGUCUGCCAGUUCUGCUACAGCGAGCUGAUGGCCGGCGGGCGCUCCGACUCGGUCGGCGGACGCACCGGGAACUUCCGCGACAUCUCGGACGACGACGACGACGAUGACGACAGCAGCGACUGAUGGGGGCGGGGCCCGGCCCGCGCUGGUACCGUUUUUUGAACUGAGACUCUAAACGCCACGCGCGGGUACCGCCGCCGCCACGCACUGACAUCCGCCAAAACCAGGAGGCGGAGCUAAAAGUCAAACUAGUUUAAAGGCCUGUCAUUUCCAAAACAUGUUGGCAUUUCUUGGGGCCAUGAUUGAGAAAAUUCAGGGAAAAAAGUGGAAUGUUGAAAAGUAAAAGUAACCUUUUACUUUUUCUUUCUUUUUGAAGGGAGCAAAGUCAAGAAAAAAAUCUAUUCAGGCAAUCUUCCCACAAGUUCAGUCAUUUUUUCAAAAGCAGUUGUACUUAUUCACAUUUUGCUAAUUUUUGAGAAUGAUAUAUUUCUAGAUGUCUUUAGAGACAAAAGCUGAUUUUUUUUUUCUUUUCUAUUUGGGGUGUCACCAAGUGGAUGCUUCCGAAAACUCAAGUAGCGACCAUGCACGUGCCUACACUCGUAAUCACCUCUGUGCCUCGUACAACACACUAAACGCCUCUCCACCCGGACCAAGCGCAAAAAAAAAAGCAGCAAUUUGGUGCUUGCGGAAUGUCGUCUUGGCGACAGUUGCCAUGACUAUACAAUUUAUCUGUUGGCAUUUUGAUAAAGCAAUAAGCACGAAAGCUUGCCCAUUUGUGGCUACGGAAUGAUUCAACAAACAAACUAAUGUACAGGAUUGUGGUCAGAUGUGGAUUUUUACUUGUCGGUCGUAUUAGGGCCCCACCAGGAAAAGAAAAGUAAAACUAGAUUUUUCAGAGAGAGAAAUUAGAAUUUCAACUGUAAUCUGAGUUUAGGAUUUUUUUUUUUCUUAAGAGCCUUUACUUUUGUAAGAGUACGAUUCAUUUCUAGAAAAAGUAACCUCUGAAGAUUUGUUUAUUCUCAUGAGAUAACAUUUAUAUAUAUAAAAAAAAUGGUAUUUUUGUGAAGUUGCAACUUGUUAAAAUCAAACAAAUCUUAGAAAAAAUCUUAAUACACUAGUCUUGAAUAAAAUUUACAGUUAAGAUUACAAUUGAAAAUGAAAUUUGUUUGUUUUUUCUUAAAUUAAAAAAACUCAAAUUUCUUCCCUUGUGGGAAUGAAUCAGACUUUAUACUUUUGAUUUUGUUUAGAAAGUUUAAUAAAAUCUGCUUUAUUUUUGUAACACUAUUACGAAUAGAAUUAACUCUACUCUAUGACUAAAUAUUGUCAAGAUUACAACAUUUUACACACAAAAAAAAGCUUUUCCCACACACAAGUGAUGCUCUAAGAAAAAAAACUAUUUUAAAACAUUUAUUCUUGGAAAAAACAGUACAGUGGCAAAAAAACUACUUUUGUAGGACUAUUAUUCUCAGAACAUGGCUCACACUUAAAACUAGUGAAGUUUAAAAGCUGCUAAAGAAAGGGAUUUUUCUCUUUAGUAUUCUUCAUGUAACAUUUGUUUCAAACAAAUCCAGUGAUGAGGUGCACUUUGGUGAUCCUUGGGCAUUCAUAUGACUCCCAUGUUGAAUUUCUAAAAAGACUUUGUUUUGUUGGCCGUCCAUCUUAAUAACAAUUCAAAGCCAGCGAUAAACGAGGGCUUUUAUGUUGAGCAUUAUUUUGUGAGAUGUCUUGUUGACACACUAACUGCUGGCGCGCUUCCUAAAUGCUGCACCAAUGAAAUGUCAUCGUUCUUCCCCUCCAAAGGCCGCAAGGAGGCGGUUUCGGAGCUUCAGCAAAAGA
This is a messenger RNA of Syngnathus acus (greater pipefish), 2654 nucleotides long. RefSeq names its product pleckstrin homology domain containing, family F (with FYVE domain) member 2 (gene plekhf2). The record is from RefSeq and is a predicted model, not a curated record. The transcript has 2 exons. Lineage: Eukaryota; Metazoa; Chordata; Actinopteri; Syngnathiformes; Syngnathidae. Gene Ontology annotation, molecular function: phosphatidylinositol binding; metal ion binding. The coding region runs from base 213 to 941 and encodes 242 amino acids.